Messenger RNA from Homarus americanus (American lobster), 2976 nucleotides. It is a transcript of the gene Fdx1, whose product is annotated as adrenodoxin-like protein 1, mitochondrial. Gene Ontology annotation, molecular function: 2 iron, 2 sulfur cluster binding. Gene Ontology annotation, biological process: P450-containing electron transport chain; positive regulation of oxidoreductase activity. The record is from RefSeq and is a predicted model, not a curated record. Gene Ontology annotation, cellular component: mitochondrion. NCBI's taxonomy places the organism in Eukaryota, Metazoa, Arthropoda, Malacostraca, Decapoda, Nephropidae. Bases 281 to 805 code for a protein of 174 amino acids. The transcript has 6 exons.
CUGGCCGUGUGUGGCUCCGUAACAGUUGGUACAUCUUGAGAAAUAUUACCCAUGACUAUACUACAAACAGAAGUUACAAAGUCCUUCACCAAGUUCAAAAGAAACCUUUGCUUAGAUGUAUUAUGACUACAACAGGACCACUGGUACCAGGAGAACUUAGAGAAUGCUUUGGUGGCAUGAUGCAAGGGGCAAAACAAGUGCAAUAUACAGUAGCACAAAAUACUGUAGCACUCUGGGACUGUAGACUGUAUCCACGCACCGAGAACUCCUAACCUAAGCCAUGCACACACAUGGCUCUCGUACGGCCCUGGCAAUGCCACACUACCAUGCUGCCAGCCCGAUGAUGUUUGUUGAUGGUCAUGUUAUUCCAAACAUAAGCCCAAGUAAAUUAAAAAAAAAAGCUCUCCAGCAUGGAGAUUAUGAAUGGCAAGAUCCAAAAUCAGAAGAUGAGGUGGUUAACAUAACAUAUAUAGAUCGAAGUGGUAAAAAGAUCCCUGUACGAGGGAAGAUAGGCGAUAACGUCUUAUAUCUUGCACACCGCUAUGAAAUUGAAUUGGAAGGUGCAUGUGAAGCUUCUCUAGCAUGUAGUACCUGUCAUGUGUAUGUUGAUGAGGACUACUGUGAUACAUUGCCUGAACCACUUGAAGAGGAGGAAGAUAUGCUUGACUUGGCAGUCUUUUUGAAGAAUAAUUCAAGGCUUGGUUGCCAGAUUAUCCUGACCAAAGAACAUGAUGGCAUGACACUCACAUUACCCCAAGCUACACGCAACUUUUAUGUGGAUGGCCAUAUUCCCAAGCCACAUUAGAUAAUAUGCUGACAUUAGUAACAAAGAAAUAUAUAUAAGUCAGGCAAUGGUUAUUUUAAUUGUUAGUAAUGAAGAGUAAAAAUAGGUUGGUUAAUAUUUUGUUGAUUAGAAGAAAAUUGACAUUUACAGAGAAUAUAAUAAUAGCUGAUCUUUUGUUUCUCAAAAGCACCAGUACUUCUAAAGAAUUUACUAGUGCUCAAAAUAUUACAAAGUCAAGGAUCUGAGAAUAGGAAGAAAAAAUACUACAAAAAAGAUCACGUGACAAGUGACAAGAUUCUCUUAUACAAUACAGUAGGGUGUCAGAGUACUUGGAGGUUACAUUCCUGGGAUCCUUGUGCAAGUGUGUAUUCACAUAAUUUCUGCUCCCCCUCACAGAAUAUUGCGAGUUAUUGCACAUCACUUUUUCAUAGUAAUGACCAAGAACUGUACUGACCAUGACAUUUAGCAUGAAAGACAAAACUUCACAAAAAACAAAAGGGAGCCCAUGAGCUCAUUAACCCUUUCACUGUAUCAUAAAGUUUCAAGGUUGGUUCCCAAUAAGUAUCACUUUGCCAUCAUUAAAUGAGUGUUCAUAUGAACCUUUUAAUGACUUUUCUUGUAAAAAACCUUAAAGCCUCUUUCAAAUAAGAAUUUUUUUGUCAUGUGACAUCACUAGAGUUCAAUGGAACCUUUCACACGGGUGUCCAUUGAUUUCCAAGUUGUUUGACAGAAAAAUGGUCGUGUGAAAGAGGUCUUUGGCUUUCAUGCCCGACACAAAAUUUGUUUGAAUACUGUACAUUAAUUAUCAGGAAAGUUUGUCUAUUAUAAAGUAAUAUCAAUAAUUUCAUAUUUUAUAAUUGUUGAGAUGUGAAUAUAUUCUGACCUAUGAGACUCAAUGGUGCCAAAAGUAUUCCAAACACCAAAUUUUUGCAUUGUAACAAAAUAAUAGCAUUAAUAUAAAUAAUUUUACAUGUAAAAUGUUUUCCAUAAGCUGUGGAACAGUGCAGCCUGUUUAAUACAGUUUUUGGUGGACUUUUCAAAAAUGCAGUUUGUGCAGACAAGGGAGCUAUUUUGUCAAGUGCACAGGAGUGCUUUCUGCAGCAAAAGGAUUAAUAUGCAGCCUAAAAACUCUAGGCGGAGCAAUAAAUUCCCUAAAACCAACCUACUGUACACUAAUUUUUAUAAGUACUGUACAGUAUAUGACUAUAGCAUCCAAACAUAAGACAUCUAAUUAUACUUGUCUAUAUGGAGUACACAAAAUAAAACUUAGAUAUUUCAGGAAAAAAUUAAAAUAAAUAAAAUAAUAGAUCGUUAUAUUUUCUGUUGCAAGAUUUUCCCCUUGAGAAUCCAAACCGCAUAUUCAAGUUUGUUUACGGUAUUUCAGACAAAUACCCAUAAGUUUCAUUCCCAGAGAAAUUUAAUGGAGGGCAUAAUCAUGAAUCUCUGCCAAAUUUAACACAACCUGAAAUGGAACAUUGCUCUGACAUUUAAUGUACAGUAAAUGUUUUGUGUUCGUAAAGCAUGAAAGCUCAGUUGCAACAUAAAACAUCUUUAAAUCAACCCGUUAUACAGGACACUUUAGAUGUGUUACUCCCUCAUAUUGAAGGAAGAAAAUAAAUAAUUCCUUUCAAAUGUUGAAUGUGGUUGCUUAGGACUACAGUUUAGUAUACUAAUACACACUAGUAUUUACCUUUUAGUACUUAGUUCCAUUAAUUAUUUUUUGUGUUCAAAUUCUAGUUUUGUUUGAUAUUAUACUCCAGUUCCUUGGAAAACCUACUUGUAGGAAAUUUAGAUAUUAUAGGCCAAGUUCACUUCUUCGGUUUCUUGCUAUCAUGGUUUCCUGGCAUGUCCUUUAAUUUCAAAAUGAAUAUGGACUUUUUCCCAACAUAUCUUGCUUCUGUAAAUAUUAUUCUGUAUAUUUUUACAAGGAAUAUCUCAGACUCAAAAGUCACGUGCCUACCUAAUAAUAAUAAUGUAGAUAAGUUGUGUAUAUCUUCUAAAUGUGUCUAGUACUGCCUACCAAUAUUUAUUUAGAAAUAUUGGUCAAAACUUGCUGGGGAAGAUAAUGUAUAUAAUGUAAUGUCUAUCAUUUUACUAUGUUUAUCAGUGUGUGGAUGAGUGUCUUAUACAAAGUACAUGCACACACAUAUAAGAUAGUAUACUGUACCAGAAUAUUAAAUUUUUAACUCGUU